Messenger RNA from Polyodon spathula (Mississippi paddlefish), 2674 nucleotides. RefSeq names its product myo-inositol 2-dehydrogenase-like. Lineage: Eukaryota; Metazoa; Chordata; Actinopteri; Acipenseriformes; Polyodontidae. The record is from RefSeq and is a predicted model, not a curated record. Gene Ontology annotation, cellular component: cytoplasm. Gene Ontology annotation, molecular function: oxidoreductase activity. The transcript is spliced from 9 exons. Bases 1045 to 2673 code for a protein of 542 amino acids. Gene Ontology annotation, biological process: NADPH regeneration.
GGCGGUUCGUUGGACCCGGAUCGGGUAAUAGAAGAGGGGGUGUAUCUCCCUAGGUUAGUGUGUUGUACUGUAAAGGGCAGGACAGGCUAGAUUCGUGUCGGGUUGUUUUGUAGUCUAGUAGUAGAGGUACUCUACUGUGUAGGAGGGGAGAAGUGUUUACAGUGUGCAGCUGAAAUCAACAUCCUGCUGUGACCACAACCGGGGUUGUGUUUAGCCGAGGCUUCAGUGGAGAGAAGAUAGGACACGACCGUCCUGGGGAAUUCGUCUUUGUUUUCGUAAGCAUCUGUCUGAGGAUUUUUUUUAAAUAAUGUACAGAAUUUAGAAAAUAACACAAGAUAGCCGUGCGUAUUGGAUGAAACCAAGGUGCAGAAGAAAGGUUCAAAUAAAACUGGACUUCUCACAAUGAACUGGCUGGCACGCUAUUAGAUCGAUGUAAGAACUGAAAAGGAACCAACUUUCAUUAAAGUGAAGACAAGUUGGUGAAAGUAAAAAAUAACCGGAUUAAAUAUUAAAUGCUACAGAUACUGUUCGUAUGCAAAUACCAAGAGGGUGAUACGAAAGUACUGCGAUUUAAGCAAAUGUACAGUGGGGCUAGGGGUCGGAGCCAGCUUGAGAUGGCAAAGCAAAACAGCGAAGCGAAAAAGCGGAAGGAAAUGAAAAAAAAUACUUUUAAGUUACUAGAAUUAUAGAAAAAUUUAGCAUGUGAAGCUGUCGAACGACGAAGCGAAUAAAUAGAGACCCGAGGCUUUGGCAAACCAAAACAGUGCUUUAAAUAAUGUUGGGGAAUAAAAUAUCAGCUCAAGAAAUAUUUCACCCACACACACACGGAUGAUUAAAAGCACGAAGUGGAUUUUGACUGCGGCUAUUCUCACCUGAGCGCACCUACCUGACUGCGCCUCUGUCAUAAUUAGUAACCGAAACAUUGUUUGACUCUUAUGGCUUCUUCUUCUGAGCAACCGGUGCAAAACUCUCGGCGAAAUUAAUAAAACCAGACGAAAAAGAUAAAACAGGAUUUGGUCGUGUUUUCGUUUUUUUUUUCACAAGAUGGGGCGAAAGAAAAAAACCCUGCAUGACUACGCGGCGGAGUUCCACGACCUGGCAGUAAAGAGACACGUCGUGGAGCAGCACGACUCCGGGGAAAGGACCCGAGUGGAAAUCCUGUACUGUAAAUCCUGCGAGGUACCGGUGAGGGUCCGCAGAGACAGGAUACUCGAGCACCUGGCGUCGGCCAGACAUUACCGAAACAGGAGGCUGAUCAAGCAACAGUGGGACAGAAAGCCCGUACAUGUAUCAGCACCAUCGGACCUCCACUUACCUGUCAGACUCGACUCGUCUUCCCUGGCCUCUCAGCCUCCCCUCCUGCCUGGCACUCCCAGCUCCUCCGUCUCCUCCUGCUCCAGCAGCCUCCCUCCUCCGUCUCUCCCACUGCGCUCCAGCAGCAAGAGCUCCACCUCUUCUGCAGCCACUUCUGAGGCCACUCCCUCCACCUCCGACAACCAACCACACAACUUCUCCAGCGGGCGUGUCAAGAGCCCGCCUCUCCCUGGUUGGGUGUCCAAUCCCUGGCUGGAGAUGACCAAUAGUGUUGGCCUGCGGGCGGGCGCAGGGGGAGGGGCGGGGCUGGGAGUUGGGGUGGGGCUGGCUCUCUUUGGGGUGUGCACUGGCAGCAGGGCACUGUGCCACAGUCUGGUUGUAGAGAAUGGCUGCCAGCUGCUCUACAUAGUGGAGGAUCAGCGUUGGGAGUUGGAGGGUGUCUUCAGCCAGGAGCAUCUGACCCACACCAGGAUGCUGCGAUCCCGGGACACCGACAUCGUGCUCAGAGAUCAGUGCGUUUCAGGGGUGGUGGUUUGUUCCCCUCCAGACGAAGCCUCAGUAAUAGUUCUGGAUGCCUUGCGAGCAGGUAAAGGGGUGUUCUGUGAGAAGCUUCCCAGCCUGAACAGACACAUCGCGGAGUCGUGUUUUGAUGAAGCCAGCCGCUGCGGAAAGCCUCUGGUUUGUGGAUUUUUCAAGCGUUUCGACCCAGCCUUGCAGUUUCUGUACAAGAGGGUCCGUGAAAAUGAAAGGCUGGGUAGAAUUCAGAGGAUAUUGACUGUCAGCAGAAUGUAUCCCCCUCCCUCAGUGGCAGCAAUCAAAUCCUCAGGUGGGAUAUUCUACAACACAGCGGUGCACGACAUUGACGUCAUCUGUUGGCUGCUGGGAGAAAGUGCCCCAGAUACCAUCUUUUCUCUCGGACAUGCAUUCUGCAGAGAGAUGGCUGCAGUGAAGGAACCCGACUCGAUCUCUGUCAGCAUGAAGUUCCCCAGCGGUGCCAUUGCCUCCCUGGACACCAGCCAGCACUGCAACAAGAGCUGUGACCAAAGACUGGAAGUCCACGGGACAGAGGGCUCCCUGCAGAUGGACAAUCGCAACCCCUUGGGCAUCUCGGACCACAGCACCUCAGCGGCUCUGUGUAUGCAGGACACUGCAGAUCGCUACAGAGAUGCCUACAGAGAGCUGCUGCGGCACUUUCUCAGGACACUCAGAGGAAGGGAAAGCCCUUUCUUCACCAAAGAGCAGUACUUGUGGGCAAUCCAGGUGGCAGCCGCAGCAGAGCAGUCGUGGAGGAACGGCUCGGCCGUGGACCUGCGUAACGAGGCUCUGGACACCACUAUCAUCAAGACCGAGGUGCAGUGAG